Messenger RNA from Anthostomella pinea, 1413 nucleotides. NCBI's taxonomy places the organism in Eukaryota, Fungi, Ascomycota, Sordariomycetes, Xylariales, Xylariaceae. The record is from the annotation of a GenBank genome assembly.
AUGCCUCGUCAGCCUCCUCGCAAGGCGAAGAAAGCUGUUGCAGAGACUGUCGCUACUACCGAGGUCGCAUCAGAAACCAACGGUACCACGAAAGUCGAGGCCAAGACCCGCGUCACCAAGCGCAGGAUUACCGAGACCGUCCCGAAGCUCGAGGUUCCCGAGAUUGAAGAGAAGCCUCAACCCACGAGGAAGCGCAAAGCUGCCAAAGUCAAAGUCGAAGAGGACGAGGAGGAGGAGCCUGCCAAAGAGGAGCCCAAACCCGCCAAAAAGCGAAGAACAGCGAAGCCCAAGAUCGAGGACAUCAUGCCACUUGCUAAGCGCACUGUCAUUGCUUCGAUGAAGAAGGCCAUGCAUAUCGGUGCCCACGUCAGCAGUGCAGGAGGUGUCCAGAAUUCAAUACACAACGCCGUACACAUAGGCGCCAACGCCUUCGCCCUCUUCCUCAAGUCGCAGCGCAAAUGGGCAAACCCUCCAAUCGCACCCGAGGCCCGCGACGGCUUCCACAGCCUGUCGCAGGAACACAAAUUCGAGGUCCAUCGGCAUUGUCUACCGCACGGGUCGUAUCUCGUGAACCUCGCGCAGGCGGAGAAGGAGAAGGCAGACCAGGCAUAUGACGCGUUCCUUGAUGACCUGCAGCGGUGCGAGUCGUUGGGCAUUACGCUGUACAACUUCCACCCGGGGAACACCAACGGCGACAAUAGAGAAGAGGCCAUCAAGCGCAUCGCGGCGCAACUAAAUAAAGCGCACAAAGCGACAAGUACCGUCGUAACAGUCUUAGAGAACAUGGCGGGACAGGGCAACGUCGUCGGCUGUACAUUCGAGGACCUAAGGGACAUCAUCGCAUCGGUAGACGACAAGAGCCGGGUUGGCGUCUGCAUCGACACCUGCCACGCCUUCGCAGCGGGCUACGACCUGCGGUCGCCCGAAGCCUUCGAGGCCACGAUAUCCAAAUUCAACGACGUGGUCGGCGCGAACUACCUCAAGGCGUUCCACCUGAACGAUAGCAAAGCGCCGUUCGGCUCCCACCGCGACCUGCAUGCCAACAUUGGUACCGGUUUCCUAGGCUUGCGCGCCUUCCACAACGUCAUGAACCACGACGGCUUCCCGGGCCUGCCAAUGGUGCUCGAGACGCCGAUAGAGCGCAAGGGUCCCGACGGCAAGACCAUAGAAGACAAGCAGGUCUGGGCAGACGAGAUCAAGCUGCUCGAGAGCCUCAUCGGGAUGGACGCCGAGAGCGAGGAGUUUGCGGCCCUGGACACGCGGUUGCAGGCGCAGGGCGCCAGCGAGCGUGACAAGAUCCAGGACCAGGUCGACCGCAAGAGCGCCAAGGAUGCGAAGAAGGGAGCCAAGAAGGGCGGCGGCAGGAAAAAGAAGAAGACCGCCGAGACUUCAGACGAGGAAGAAUCUGAGUGA